AUGAAUUUUCCGACCAAGUGGGUUGAGUGGAUAUCUUGUUGUUUAUCUUCUGCGACUACUUCGGUGCUUGUUAAUGGUAGUCCUUCUGACCAGAUUAAGCUGAAGAGGGGGGUGCGCCAGGGGGAUCCAAUUUCGCCGUAUCUAUUCCUUAUUGCUGUAGAGGGGCUUAAACGCAUUCUUGACAGGUCUGGGGAGUUAGGAUUUACCAAUGGGUUUCGGUUCUCAGCUGAGCAUGAUCCUAUCUCGUUACUUCAAUUUGCGGAUGACACAAUUUUGUAUAUACCUUAUGACAGGGAGCAGCUUAGAAACUUGAUUCAGAUUCUUUGUUGCUUUGAGUUGAUUUCGGGAUUGAACAUUAAUUAUUAUAAAAGCUCAAUUAUGGGAGUUAAUAUCGAUGAGAUGGACUUGUUAGAUGCAGCGCAGAUGGUUGGUUGUAUUGUAGAGAAGUUGCCAAUCAAGUACCUUGGUUUACCUCUCGCAAGUCGAAAGCUCUCUGCUGGAAGUAUGCCUGCCGUGGUUCAACAACAAUUGGAGUCGUAUAUGAUACAGUUCCUCUGGAAGGGUGAUAUUUCGUCUCGUGCUUUGAGUAAAGUCCCUUGGAAAGUCAUUUGUCAAAGUUUUAAGGAGGGAGGUCUGGGUAUUCAUAAUCUUAAAGUCAGGAAUCAGAGUCUGCUGUUUAAAUGGAUUUGGAAAAUUAGAAUUAGUAAUGGACCUUCUCUUUGGUUCAAUGUUGUUUCUAGUUGUUCUUGUAUUGAUGGUUGA
Molecule: messenger RNA, 762 nt
Organism: Mercurialis annua (annual mercury)
Lineage: Eukaryota; Viridiplantae; Streptophyta; Magnoliopsida; Malpighiales; Euphorbiaceae
Exons: 3
Coding region: 1-762 (253 amino acids)
Source: RefSeq, a predicted model, not a curated record